This is a messenger RNA of Racocetra persica, 837 nucleotides long. Lineage: Eukaryota; Fungi; Glomeromycota; Glomeromycetes; Diversisporales; Gigasporaceae. The record is from the annotation of a GenBank genome assembly.
AUGAAAUUAUCAACGAAAGUUAAACUAAUUUCUCGUACAACCCUUAUUAAAGCAGCAAUAACCAUAUCAAUUUUUACAAUUUGCUUUAAUAUAAUUGAAGGAACCAUUUCAAUAUUAUCUGGUGCAGAAAAUGAAUCCAUUAGUUUAAUUUUUUUCGGUAUAAAUUCUUUCGUCGAAGUUACCUCAGCAUGUUUAGUAAUAUGGAGAUUUUCAAGAGAAAAAAGUCUUAAAGAAACAUCUACAAUCAAAUUAAUUAAUAUUGAAAAAAAAGCAACCAUUUGUAUAGGUUCAUUAUUUAUUCUACUUGCAAGUGGAACAUUUGUUAAUGCGAUCAUCGCUUUAGUUAAACAUAGAGCGCCAAAUUCUACUGUAGUAGGUUUAAUAGUUACUUCUAUUUCCUUAUUCAUUAUGAGUUUUAUUUGGCUUAUGAAGGUCUAUGCCGCUAAAUUACUUAAUUCUUUUACAAUGGCAUCUGAUGCUAAAUGCGCUUUAUCCUGUAUUCAAAUAACACUUAUUGUAUUUUUUGGUAGUUUAAUUUACACGGUUUGGAAAAAUGGUUGGUGGGUAGAUUCUGCUGUAGCUUUAAUUUUAAGUAUAUUAUUCGCAAAAGAGGGUGUAGGAAUGAUUCUUUGGGCAAGAAGUAGUGAUUUUAAUGGGAAUUGUUGCAAAAGUGAUUUAAUUAAGAAGGGAAGUAUCGGUAAUAAUAGUUGUGAAGAUCUUAAAGAAUGCAAAAUUACCGUGUCGACUAAAGAAGUUAUUAAUGAAGAAAAUGGAAAUUCUCAAAAUGAUAUCAAAGAAACAAGCAGAGAGAUUUCGAUGGCAAUCAAUCAGAUAUAG